Messenger RNA from Scophthalmus maximus (turbot), 651 nucleotides. It is a transcript of the gene mrps28, whose product is annotated as mitochondrial ribosomal protein S28. The record is from RefSeq and is a predicted model, not a curated record. The coding region runs from base 45 to 590 and encodes 181 amino acids. Gene Ontology annotation, cellular component: mitochondrial small ribosomal subunit. Lineage: Eukaryota; Metazoa; Chordata; Actinopteri; Pleuronectiformes; Scophthalmidae. The transcript has a single exon.
GUGGAACGGGGGUGUCCUUCCUGCUCGCGCUGCUGUGAGACAACAUGGCGGCCUUGUGGACGGUCGUGUCCCGGUCCCGGGCCGGACUCCGGUUCUCCUCCUCCAGGCUCUUCGGAAGCUCCUUCAGCUCAGACUCCAGCGGGACGUCCGGCGGCGACCAGCCCGCCGCGGACAAGCCCCGGUCCGGCUUCGCUGCCGCCUUCGACCUGCAGUCGGAGAUCCGCCGCGAGGCAGCGAACUCUGCGGCCGGUCCGAGAGGCUCCGCCCCCGGGCGGGACGACAGCUUCGCCUCGCUGCUCCGCCGGUCCCCGCUGGUCCAGAUGGGACCGGCCAAGGACCGAGUGGUGGUCGGGAGGAUCUUCCACGUGGUGCAGGACGACCUGUACAUCGACUUCGGCGGGAAGUUCCACUGCGUGUGUCGGCGGCCGGCGGACGGAGGAGAGAAGCUGCAGCGGGGCAGCAGGGUCCGUCUGCGGCUGCAGGACCUGGAGCUCAGCGCCCGCUUCCUGGGGGCCAAGAGCGACAGCACACUGCUGGAGGCCCAGGCGGUGCUGCUCGGCCCGCUGGACGGCCGAGAGAAGCAGGCCUGAGAGUCUGCCUCUGACGUCAUUCAGAAUCUGUAAAUAACCAAUAAAUCAUCUGUAAACACGU